AUGGACCUCGUGCAUCACUUAUACCGACUCAUCGCCGGUGGCCAGCUGUUCUUUGCUCCUAUCAGCGACAAUCCACAGCGCGUCCUCGAUCUCGGUACCGGUACUGGGAUCUGGGCAAUGGAUUUUGCAGAGACACCUCCAAACUGCUCAUUCGAAGUUGACGAUUACGAAGAUGAGUGGCUUUACCGUAGGCCGUUCGAUUUCAUCCAUGGACGGGAGUUGGAGGGAUGUAUCGCAAAUGACGACAAAUUACUUGAGAGAGCAUUUCAACAUCUGGCUCCUGGCGGAUAUAUCGAGCUUCAAGCUACCUCUGCGCGAUUCACAUCUGAAGACGGGACUCAUGAGAAGGCAACGAACACGACCAUCUGGCUAGAUGCUCUCUUCGAAGGUGCAGCCAAGUUCGGGAAGCCAUUGGAUAUUGCACCCAAAUGGAAAAACAAAGUCGAGGCUACAGGAUUUGUAGAUGUGCAAGAGAGAAUUCUUAAGUUACCGGUUGGUACUUGGCCCAAGGACGCGAAGCUCAAGGAAGUGGGGAGCCUUCAGUAUUACCAGCAGCUUCAGGCUGUGGAUUCAUAUACGCCAGGAAUGAUUGCCCGGGUGCUUGGCUGGAGUGAUCCCGAAGUCCAAGUACUGAUGGCAAAGGUGAAGAGCGAACUGAAGGACCCGACAAUCCAUUUAUACCUUCCUGUCCAUUUUGUUUGGGGAAGAAAGCCUGAAUAG
Molecule: messenger RNA, 720 nt
Organism: Phaeoacremonium minimum UCRPA7
Lineage: Eukaryota; Fungi; Ascomycota; Sordariomycetes; Togniniales; Togniniaceae
Product: putative umta methyltransferase family protein
Exons: 3
Coding region: 1-720 (239 amino acids)
Molecular function (GO): methyltransferase activity
Source: RefSeq, a predicted model, not a curated record